AUGACCAGAGGCAUGCGUCACACAAACGUCAAUCGCGACGGAAGGGGUGAUAGUGAACGACUCCCAGCGACCCGUCGUGAAUGUUCACUCUACACUUCGUUCUCGCAAGCUGGACACACCAUCUUAGAGACGCACAAUGGAGCGGAGGCUGGUUAUUCGGUCGCUGCGCAGGCUCGUGGUUGUUCAAGCGUUGCAAACCAAUCUGCGGUGUAUCCCGGCUCGCAGGGUCGAUCUACGCGGUCGUCCAAUCCAUCGGAGCUGCGGCCAUGUCGACCCGCAUGCUACAUUGACCGCUUACCCAACGAGCUUCUAUGCGCGAUCUUCAUUCUUUGCGGUUAUCCAAACCUGGUCUCUGGCUUCCCUCGCGACACGUUCAUGCAUGACCUUGACGUAUACCACCAAAGGAUUCGGCCCUACAGCAGAACGGCUGUUCUGCUCGGUCGUGUGUGCUCCCGGUGGUUCGUCGUAACGCGCAACUAUCCCGCGUUGUGGACCCUCGCCGAUGUGCUCUAUCCAGGACGCGGGGGCCUUAACACGCUGAUUUGUUGCUUGAACUAUUCCGCCGGGCUCCCUAUCGCGCUGCAUAUAUGUGAUGCGAUACCUCUGGCCAACGACAGCAAAGGACCGGACAGUCGUUUCAUGCCGCUCGUCGCGGCUAAUGCCAAUCGAUGGAAGGAGCUGUCCGUAUAUCUGCUGGACUGUCAGGAUGUGAAACCCCUUCUUGCGCCACCUCCUGGCUCAUUCACCUCUCUGGAUAGAGCCCAUCUAUGUUUUGUUCGGGGAAAGACUGAUGCCUCCAGUCCCGAUACUCAAUUAUGGCGCUCACUCUUCACCUCACCUCAUCUUCGUCAUGCGAACUUAACCCGGGCUCAAUAUGUUUCCGCUGGCCUGGCGGUGGCCCCCUUCGGUCAGCUCAGCAGUCUCGGUGUCCGUCUUUCCUCGCCCGACCAAAUUUCUUCCUUACUCAGUCAGCGUCUGGACAAUCUGGAAGUCCUCUUGAUCGAUGUCGAUGACUACGGACCAGACGAGCAGAACGACAGCCCACACCAUCCCGUCUGUCUUCCACGCUUGACCGCUUUGAUGCUAUGCGGCGCGAGCUCGAAACCUUCACCGCUCUUCAAGCAAGUGACUGUGCCCGCUCUUGUCCGACUGGACAUCUCGUGCGGCAUAAUCCAACCACAGGAGAUCGAGGAUAUGAUCAGGAGGUCAUCCGCGCGUAUCAGAAUGUUGACCCUUUAUCGGCUGCACUCCAGGCAGGCGGACAACAUAGUCGCGUUGCUACGGAGUCCAACCUUACUGUCGUUGCGGAUUUUGCGGUAUGUGUGCCAAAGAGGUUAUAUGCCCUCGAACCGAGACAAGACAUUCGACAUGACCCCUUAUGUACCACCGCAUGUCGAUGUUUUCACCGAGCAGUAUUCCGUGGCCGAAGCAGCGUACGAGUCUCUGUACAUGUAA
This is a messenger RNA of Schizophyllum commune H4-8, 1455 nucleotides long. RefSeq lists its product as uncharacterized. Lineage: Eukaryota; Fungi; Basidiomycota; Agaricomycetes; Agaricales; Schizophyllaceae. The coding region runs from base 1 to 1455 and encodes 484 amino acids. The transcript has 4 exons. The record is from RefSeq and is a predicted model, not a curated record.